Grus americana (Whooping crane) is the source of this 2475-nucleotide messenger RNA. It is a transcript of the gene PDE9A, whose product is annotated as phosphodiesterase 9A. Gene Ontology annotation, biological process: cGMP catabolic process. Lineage: Eukaryota; Metazoa; Chordata; Aves; Gruiformes; Gruidae. The record is from RefSeq and is a predicted model, not a curated record. Bases 61 to 1617 code for a protein of 518 amino acids. Gene Ontology annotation, molecular function: 3',5'-cyclic-GMP phosphodiesterase activity. The transcript is spliced from 18 exons.
CUUAUUUUCUGCUCUGUUUGACACUGGGAAAAGGUCCAGUGAAAGCCCAACUGUAACAAGAUGGGAUCUGCCUCCUCAACUUACCGGCCCAAGUGUAUUUAUUUGGAUAUUGAUGGAAGAAUUCAAAAGGUGAUCUUUAGUAAAUAUUGCAACUCCAAAGAUAUCAUGGACCUCUUCUGCAUUGCAACAGGGUUACCAAGGAACACAACAAUCUCCCUUUUGACGGCAGACAAUUGUAUGGUAUCCAUUGAUCCGACAAUGCCUGCAAACUCCGAGAGGUCUCCAUACAAAGUGAUACCUGUUGCCACUGGGCAGCUCUCAGAGAAAGAAGAAUUGUUCCAGAAUUUAUUGGGACAGAUUGCUGAGCAGUUCUCCAGGGUUUUUAAAAUCAAUGAACUGAAAACGGAAGUAGCUAAUCACUUGGCAAUGCUGGAGAAAAAGGUUGAAUUGGAAGGCCUGAAAGUAGUGGAGAUUGAGAAAUGCAAGAGUGACAUUAAAAAGAUGAGGGAGGAAAUGGCAGCAAGAAACAGCAGGACUAACUGUCCCUGCAAGUACAGCUUUUUGGACGAAAACAAGAGGCCGACUCCCCGGCGGGAUGUACCAUCCUACCCAAAGUACAUGCUGUCCCAGGAGACCAUUGAAGCACUUCGGAAACCAACCUUUGACGUCUGGCUGUGGGAGCCCAAUGAGAUGCUGAGUUGUUUGGAACAUAUGUACCAUGAUCUUGGGUUGGUAAAAGACUUCAACAUCAAUCCUAUCACGUUAAAAAGGUGGUUGCUGUGCAUUCAUGACAAUUACAGAAACAACCCCUUUCAUAAUUUCCGGCACUGCUUCUGCGUGACCCAGAUGAUGUACAGCAUGAUCUCGCUCUGCAGCCUCCAGGAGAAAUUUUCCCAAAUUGACAUCUUGAUUCUCAUGACUGCAGCAGUAUGCCAUGACUUGGACCAUCCAGGCUAUAAUAAUACCUAUCAGAUAAAUGCACGAACUGAGCUUGCAGUACGCUACAAUGACAUCUCCCCACUGGAGAACCACCACUGUGCUGUGGCUUUCCAGAUCAUUUCCCAGCCGGAAUACAACAUUUUCUCCAAUGUCGACCAGGACCAAUUUAAACAGAUAAGACAGGGGAUAAUUACGUUAAUCCUGGCUACAGACAUGGCGAGACAUGCAGAAAUACUGGACUCUUUCAAGGAAAAAAUGGAAAAUUUUGAUUACUCAAAUGAAGAACACAUGACCUGUCUGAAGAUGGUACUGAUAAAAUGCUGUGAUAUCUCCAAUGAAGUCCGCCCGAUGGAAGUAGCUGAGCCCUGGGUAGAUUGCUUAUUAGAAGAAUAUUUUAUGCAGAGCGACCGAGAAAAAUCCGAAGGGCUUCCAGUGGCACCGUUCAUGGACCGCGAUAAAGUGACCAAGCCGACAGCACAGAUUGGCUUCCUCAAGUUUGUUCUCAUCCCCAUGUUUGAAACAGUAACAAAGCUGUUUCCAGAAGUGGAGGAGGUGAUGCUCCAGCCCCUUUGGGAAUCCAGGGACCGCUAUGAGGAAUUAAAACAGAUAGAUGAUGCUAUGAAAGAGUUGCAGAAGAAGAAAAGUGAAAAUUUGACCACCGGCAGUACCGAAAAGUGAGACAAAAGAGCCUUUGAGCAAAAGAUAAGCCUUAAGGUUAUUCUGGUUUUGAGAAAUGCUAUAUUUGCCAAACAGACAUGGUGGCUACAUCAAAAUCCAACUGAGACUAUGUAUGCGGAGAGGUGGCAGGCACGCAUGCCCUGCCUGCCUGUCUGCCUGCCCGGACGCCUUGUCUACAGCCUGCAGCCUGCUCACACAGGCGCUGCCGCCGUCAGGCACCGAGGGCUCCCCUUGCUCCGGCACACCCAUAGCAGCCCCCUCGGCAGGACUAACCCUGCGGACAUUGCACAGGUUGCAGCACGGCUCAAAUCUUCAGCAGAUUUGCCUUUUUGUGGAGUCAGUCUGUAAAGACAAAGCGGAGUUUUAGCUAAGGAGCCUUUUCAGGAAAAUGAUCCACUGGCAUCCGAAAACAAAAGGAAAAGUUGUUUUAGUCACGCUACUACAUAUAUGUGUACAGCAGUAUGCUACUUACAGCGUAGCUUAACAGAUGCUUAUAUUCUGACAGGGGUCCUGGCAUAUAUUUUUGUUUGCCUAGUAGGCCCUAAUGACACAUUUCUCUGUAUUAUUCUCUGAAUUUUAUAGUGUUCAUAGUACAUUCAGAAGCCCAGCAUAGUGGAUGAAAUUUUCUUUGUUUUCUACACUAGAAGAAAUCAGAAGGAACCUUAGUGAGUUUGCAGGUUCACUUUGUUGCCUGGUACAGCUAGAUGGCACGGGAUCCUUUGGCACAAGCAAGGAAGGGAGCACAAAGCUGAAACCACUGUGCAAGCGUAUUUUUAUCCUCGUGGAUGCAAAAAGCAACAACAAGAAAAACCUUCAAAGAUGUACAGAUUUUUUUUACUUCUAAACUGAUCUGCUAAA